ACGAGUCCGGGAGAGCCCAGAAGUCGUGAGAUUUUAAUCCAGUCGUUUUCAUUGUUUGUUUACUCUUGCCGAUCUUCUUGGAUCACGGAUAAUUAAAAAAAUGAAGUUGUGGAUGCUGAGCCUCGUCGUACUGGCGGGAUGCGUUGCCCUCGCCGCUGCUCACUCUUACCAUCUCGGCGCUUGUCCUGUUGUAGAGCCAACAUCUGGUUUCCAGAUGAACAGGUUUCUUGGAAUCUGGUAUGUAAUCCAGAAAACAUCGACGUCGAGCAAGUGCAUAACAUACAAUUACACGAGGGGCGACGAGCCCGGCGAGUACACUAUUACACAAGACUCGGACAUAACGCUUUUGGGUCUCACGCCACUGAAGCACGAGUACCAUUACACGGGAGCUUUGCGCGUCGAGGAUCCCAGCGUGUCCGCCCGCAUGACUGUGCGCUUCCCUCUUAGUGUAGCCGGCAGCGCGUCACAUGUGAUCUUCGCCACGGACUACGAAAACUACGCGGGCAUCUUCACCUGCCAGAAACUCGCGUUCGCCCACCGGCGCUCGGCCACGAUCCUCUCUCGCACUCGCGACCUCGACAAGGCCUACAUAGAAAAGGCCCGCGGGCGGCUCGCCAGCUUUGGGGUGGACCCUUACGACCUGAGCAUCAUACCCCAGACAAACUGCCCACGUGGGAACAACAGCCUCGACAUCAACAUCGAUCCCCACACCUUCACCGCCGAGAACAUAGGUGACGCUGUGCGCAAGGCUGGCGAGAAAAUCGGUGACGGCGUCGAGUGGCUCGGCAACCAGGGCAGCAAGGCUUACCACUCGAUCAAGGGUGACGACGACUCAAGCAAGAGCGACGAGGACAGGCGCAACGUCAGACCCAACGCCCCGACCAAUCUGCCGGCUCUACCCAAAUCGCCGGCCGGCAAGAUUGAGAACAACGAGGUCGAGUGGAUACCUUAAGCUCGACCACUUAUAUUAUGUGCAUCUAUGUGUGUUGCUCUCUAUAUCUCACUACCUCCUUUUUUAUGUAAAUACAUUUUAAGAACAAAAUUGUUUUACUUCUUUUUUUUCUUUCUUUUUUUUUUUUUUUCUUGUGUGUUAAGUAUACUAUAGAUGUUAUUUUUUAUUCUUUUGCGUUACUGUAAGACGAUUUAAUCUAUUGGUUGUGCAUAUUGGCUUUUUGAAAUCAUUUUUUAUUUUUUUUAUUUUUUUGUAGCUUGAAAAUGAAAUUUACCGUCAUUUGUUGUAGGCAAAAAUGUUACUCGUGCAAUUUUGUGCAACGAAUAAAUAAACAAAAAUCGAACAGAUUGUAGAUCGUAUGAGAAGGAAGUACGGUAAC
Molecule: messenger RNA, 1331 nt
Organism: Copidosoma floridanum
Lineage: Eukaryota; Metazoa; Arthropoda; Insecta; Hymenoptera; Encyrtidae
Product: apolipoprotein D
Biological process (GO): lipid metabolic process; response to reactive oxygen species
Cellular component (GO): cytoplasm
Molecular function (GO): pigment binding
Source: RefSeq, a predicted model, not a curated record